Brassica rapa (field mustard) is the source of this 3416-nucleotide messenger RNA. RefSeq lists its product as uncharacterized. The record is from RefSeq and is a predicted model, not a curated record. NCBI's taxonomy places the organism in Eukaryota, Viridiplantae, Streptophyta, Magnoliopsida, Brassicales, Brassicaceae.
AUUGGAAUGAGUACAAUCUAAAUCCCUUAACGAGGAUCCAUUGGAGGGCAAGUCUGGUGCCAGCAACCGCGGUAAUUCCAGCUCCAAUAGCGUAUAUUUGUUAAGAACAAUGUGGAUAGCUAGUAACCAUGCCAAGGAAGAACGGACCGCGUCCAGGCCCAAGACCAAGACCACGUCCAGCAAGGAGAGAGAGGCGGCCAAGGAUUAGGCCCGACUCUAGUUUAGGAGUUUUCCUUUUUCUCUUCAUGUUUAUCUUUAAGAGGUUUUCUCCUUUUUACUUUAGGAUAAGGAUUUGUACUCUUUCCUUUUAUCCAUAUCUUGUAAUCCCCUAUAUAAGGGAACACUUUGAUUAAUGAAUAAGACACACGAAUUCCCCUAUUGUUCACAACACGUUAUCAGCACGAUAGCCUCUAAAUCCCUGAGACCUAAAUCGAAACAUAAAAGCCUAUAACCGGCGACUCAAAGCUAAAAUCCUAGACGUUCUCCAUUGCUCUAAAACCUAGACGUCGUCAAGACCGAACGUCCUCAGCUUCAUGAUCGUGUCCUCAGCUCGCACUCAAGAAGAACGCAUCCGUCCAGCAAAUAGCUCGCAGCUCGCGUCCAUCCCCAGCUCGCGUCCGACUACAUCCGCGACCCGAUAGGAGGCAGCAAGCGUUCAUUCUCCUCAGCUCGAAGUUUCACCCAUUCUCAGGAGUUCCGAUUCUAUACCUCUACGAAACUAAGGUAUGAACACAAUCUGAGAACAUAGAGUAAGAUCACCCCUAAUCCAUCAUUAUGGAAAUCUUGUUCUCGAUGAAACCCUAAAAGAAACUAGAAGAUUAAAAUCGACAAAGUUUUAAAACUAGAAAGCUAAACGAUUCCAAACUAGAACUUGAUUGUAUGAUUGAUUGAUUAAAUCUGAAACCUGACAAACCCUAAUGAAGGAAUCGAAACCCUAAACCCUAAAAGUUAGAAAUCGAUUUUAUGAUUGAACUUGCUUGUUUGAUUGCUUGUUUGAUUUGAAGUUUUAGGAAUGUUAGAUUGUUUGAAAUAAUCUAACAUAGUAUACAGAAUACUUAAGGCCUUGAAACCUUAACAUAAGGUUGAUAUGAAUUCAAAGAUUGGAAAUCCUAGGUGUUAUGAAAAGAAGUAAGAUAAGGUAGAUUGCUUUACAUGAAUCCGAACAUUGUAUUGCAUUCAUAAUUGAUUGAAACAAGAUCGACCAGCAUAUAGAUCAUACGAGUUUAGGUUGUUAGAAAACCUAUAGAGCCGUGUGGCUCAUGAUUGAUAGCACCAUGGUCGAUUAGAAUUGUUUGAAUAUCAUAAAUGCAUAAGACGUGUUGUGGCCGAGCUUGCUUAUAUCCUGCGGCCACGUGAAUCACAUUGUGAACCUAAUACCUUACAUGAUAAUGUGAUUCAGAUGUCGAAAAUAGCAAACAGAGACUAUGCAGCCCUUAAUCUCUCCGGAGACAAUUACUUGCAAUGGGCGCUAGACACAAGGAUUAGUCUAAAGUCCAAGGGACUCGGUGAUACUAUCACCGAGGACAACAAUGAGAAUGAAAAGAACCGAUACAGAGCCUUAGGCCUUAUGCGUCAUCAUCUCAUUGAUGGUCUUAAAGAUCAGUACGUGACAAUUGAGAAUCCACUAGAUCUUUGGAAAGCUUUAAAGAGCAGAUAUGAUCACCACAGGAUGGUGUUGCUUCCAAAGGCAAGGCACGAUUGGAUGCACCUAAGAUUCUUAGACUAUAAGUCAGUGGAUGAGUACAAUUCAGCUCUAUUCAAGAUUGUCUCAAUACUAAAGCUAUGUGGUGAAGAAGUAUCCGAUAGUAUGAUGCUUGAAAAGACCUAUACGACUUUCAAUCAGUCGAAUUCUGUGUUGCAAGAGCAAUAUAGGACAAAGGGUUUUGCCACAUACACUGAUCUGAUCUCAUGUCUACUCUUGGCCGAGGCCAACAAUGAACUCCUACUAAAGAGUAACGGAGCUAGACCGGCCGGGACAGCACCACUACCCGAAGCCCAUGAGGUUGAGAAGAAUGAUCCCAAAGAGACCUACUACGUCCAAGACAACAACAAACCAUACGGCAAUGGCCGUGGUGGAUUCAAGAGGCGUGGACGUGACAAUUCGAACGGCCGAGACGGCUACUCAACUGGCCGGAAAGGAAACCACAAUAACCGUGGUCGUGGUUCCAAUUACGGCCGGGGUCGAGGCAGCUACGGCCGCGGACGAGGUGGCAUAUCCAAACCAUCUUACACGUCCAACAAGUCUGUAUGCCACAGAUGCGGGAGUGACAACCUUUGGGCUAAGAACUGUAGAACUCCGAAACACUUGUGCGACCUCUACCAAGAGAGCCUCAAGAACAAGAAUCCGGAGGCAAACAUGAUCCAAGAAAACGUCCAUGAGGACAAAGGAUAUGGGUAUGAUGCUGACAAUGAAUCCGACAAGGACAACCAAGAUGACCUAAUGGAUUUUGAGACAUCCGAUUGUCUCAAGGACUAGUUUUCGAAUCACAUUGUCUUAUUGCUUUAUGUCUUUGAUUUGGUGUUUUUUUUUAUUUUAUGUAAUGGCAUUUUAAUAAUAAGAGUUUUAAACAUCUUAUGAAGUCUCUAAAGUUUAAAAAAUUUUAUUUAUAGAAUGAAUGAUGAGAUGAGUGUACUUGUGGUGGAUAGUGGCACAAGUCACACAAUACUUAGAGACAAAAGCUACUUUAUAUAUCUCACAAUGCAAAGUGAAAAGAUACACACCAUUGCGGGUGAGGCUAGCCUGAUUGAAGGUCACGGCCAAGCCUAUGUGAUGAUGCCCAAGGGCACUCACCUAGAGAUCAAAACCGCCUUGUAUUCCCCAAGCUCUAGAAGAAGCUUAUUGAGUUUCAAGGAUAUAAGAUUGAAUGGUUUCCAUCUUGAAACAUGGGAAGAAGGAAACAAAGAAUUCCUUAACAUAACAUCGAUCACCAAAUGCAAUAAAAAGAUCCUAGAGACAAUGCCCGCAAUGACUACUGGUCUAUACUAUGCAAGGAUCAGUAUGAUCGAGGCCAAUGCCCCCGAGCUAUUCACUUUAUGGCAUAACCGGCUUGGCCAUCCCGGAACAGGAAUGAUGCGAAAACUGAUGAUGAAUUCACAAGGGCACACGUUUAAAGGAGUGAUCCCACGAAAUCUCACAUGUGCAGCAUGUGCACAAGGGAAACUCAUAAUCAGGCCAUCACCAGCCAAGGUUAACAAAGAAACCUUAAACUUUCUGGAAAGGAUUCAAGGAGACAUAUGUAGACCAAUACACCCACCUUGUGGGACGUUUAGAUACUUUAUGGUCCUCAUUGAUGCAUCGACCAGAUGGUCACAUGUCUGUCUACUAUCCACUAGAAACCUAGCCUUUGCACGGCUGCUUGCUCAGAUGAUAAGACUGAGAGCACACUUUCCAGAUUUCCCUCUUAAGACUAUACGUC